AUGCCCAAUCUAUCUAUCUAUCUAUCUAUCUAUCUAUCUAUCUAUCUAUCUAUCUAUCUCAUCUGUUCUAUCUAUCUAUCUAUCUAUCUAGCGGCAGUGUUAAAUAUCUCUUAUCAUAUAAGUAUCUAUAAACGUAUGAUUGUGUUUAUGAUAAUUAAAAUUUUAUCUUUCUUUCUCUCAAAUUAUAUUCUAUCUCUCUAUCUCUCUAUAUAUCUAUCUAUCUAUUGUUUCUUUCUCAGAUCAUUCCUGUGGAUCUAUCUAUCUAUCUAUCUAUCUAUCUAUCUAUCUAUCUAUCUAUCUAAUUCAGUUCGUUAUCUAAGUCUGUUCUUUCAUUCUUUCUUUCUAGCUAUCUAUCUAUUUUUUCUUUCUCAAUUCAUUCCUGUUUAUUUCAGUGAAUCUGUCUACCUAUCUAUGUAUCUAUCUAUCUUCAAAUAUCUAAUCUGUUCUAUCUAUCUAUCUAUCUAUCUAUCUAUCUAUCUAUCUAUCUAUCUAUCUAUCUCGUUAUAUAUAUAUCUAGCGGCAGUGUUUGCUAUCUUUCAUCAUAUAAGUAUCUGUAACCGUAUGAUUGUGUUUAUAAUUAAAUUCUCUCUCUCUCUCCUUAUCUCAAAUUGUAUUCGUUAUCUAUCUAUCUAUCUAUCUAUCUAUCUAUCUAUCUAUCUAUCUAUCUAUCUAUCUAUCUAUCUAUGUUGA
Messenger RNA from Acanthosepion pharaonis, 690 nucleotides. The record is from the annotation of a GenBank genome assembly. NCBI's taxonomy places the organism in Eukaryota, Metazoa, Mollusca, Cephalopoda, Sepiida, Sepiidae.